Ixodes scapularis (black-legged tick) is the source of this 912-nucleotide messenger RNA. RefSeq lists its product as uncharacterized. Gene Ontology annotation, molecular function: amine binding. The transcript is spliced from 5 exons. The coding region runs from base 1 to 570 and encodes 189 amino acids. Gene Ontology annotation, biological process: symbiont-mediated perturbation of host defenses. NCBI's taxonomy places the organism in Eukaryota, Metazoa, Arthropoda, Arachnida, Ixodida, Ixodidae. The record is from RefSeq and is a predicted model, not a curated record.
AUGCGCCUUCUUCUUCUUACCAUCCCUACAAUUUUAAACGUAAGAUGCAUCAGCGCAAGUAAGGAGUUUCCAGAAGUGAAUCCGAUGCUCGGCCCGUGGCAAGAUCUAAAUAUGGUGUUCCCGCUUACAGAUACCUGGUACGUGACGUACAGAAACUAUGAAGAAGACCCAGUAUUUGGUGCAGCUAAAUGCUUGAGAACUAAACAAGAUUCCCCAGAAACUGAGAGUGGCUACCCGAUCAUCGUGAACUACGACGGUCUAGACGAGCCGAUAACUCUCCUGCUGACAACUAGCCCUUCGGAUGGUUACACCGUCAACAACCGGAUAAAGGUUGUUCCUGAAGGCGGGGGUGAGGCAACGGAGUACCACGUCAUUUACGGCGAGCUUGACGUAUGCGCAAUCAGUAGGAACCCCUACAUUAAUGAUGAAGCAAUGAUGGUCUUCGUUAGUAAGGCUUAUAUCGAGAAGAAUGGUCCAAAAGCCACCUGUUGUGAUUUCCUGUAUACUAUGCUUGGCGGGUCGUCUGAAAAAUACGACAUCUACGAGGAGCGGUGCUUGACAUCAGAAUGACGCGGAUAACUGAAGUGUCGCUGGAUAUUUUGACAACAUUGGUUUAGUUGGUUUAUAAAAUAGCUUGUUCACUGUGAGUAUGGUAUACUCGUAGUCCGUUUGAUUGACAUUUUGGUAUGCUUUCACUCGCCUCUCCAGCGUUCAUGUUUUUAAUGCCGCCGGAAUCUUUAGUAAUGUUUUCCCUCAAUUCUUUUGAAUUAUUCACCUUUACCUCUAACCUUGAUAAUGUUACACGAUAGCGUCCCUAUGCGAGACUUGUGACUCCUCUCCUAUUGCCAUUUUGAUUGUUAAAGGUGUACUGCUCUUCCAUUUCACAAAACGAGGCAAUGCCGUUCCCAGCCG